Geodia barretti is the source of this 3518-nucleotide messenger RNA. NCBI's taxonomy places the organism in Eukaryota, Metazoa, Porifera, Demospongiae, Tetractinellida, Geodiidae. The record is from the annotation of a GenBank genome assembly.
GUGCACAAACGAGCAACGCCCUUUUUCCCAACCCUUGUUCCAAGCUAGUCUCGAAUGGAGACGAAAUAAAUGGGCGGGGAAUUGCUCGCUCGCUCGCGCGUGUGCUGCGUGUGUUCCAUGUGUCGCGCGCUGGUGAGCAGUGUCGUCCCCUCUGCAGAUCAGACGUGCCGCGGUGAACUGGUGAAAGAGGCGGGAGGUAGACGUCAUGGCCAAGUCACAGCCGCUCAAGCUCUCGGAUCUCCGGCCGGGCGUCGACUACUCCGUGACGGGCCCGCAAGAGCAAUCCGAGCGCCGCUGUCUCUUCCUCGUCAAGCUGACCGACUUUAGCAUGCGCUCCAUCGAGAGCCUCAUCAACAGCGACAAGGAUGCGUGUUUUUCUCUGUGGUUUGGAGACGGCGGAGGGACUAUUGGUAUACCAGGUAGCAAGGAGUACAGGAAGUUUGUGUUCAAGACUUCCCAGGGUGACAUCGAUGGACUGGAGUGUGUGCAUCAGGCACUGGACUCUGCCAAGCAACCGAGGCUCAACUGCUGGGGCCAGAUUCGCUACAAGUUGCAAGUUCAGGGUACGGAAGAGGUAUACAAAAGAACCAUGAAACUCAUGAAAGAAACUGAGGAACAAAAGCAGAAAACGCGAACACAGACCAUAAAUUUUCCACAUUCUUCCUCCAAAGGCCGGUCGAAGAAAUCCGGCAGACCGGGAGGGGGACGCCCCCUGUCGAAGACCUCGUCGCCUUUCUCUGCCCCCUCGGCUCCUCCUUCCUCUCACUCCUACUCCUCCGGUCCUUCUUCCUCGUCUUCAGCUAGCGGUGGAGUGGGUGGAAAUACCUUCAGCUCAAAGUUUUCGUCAGCUAGUGGUACCACUAGUGGCGGGGGGACCAACACCAGUAACGGUCCCAGUGGUCUCGGUGGUACUACCAGUAGCAGUGGCAAGUCGUCUGGUGGCAGGAAAUCCUCAAAAGCACCUCACACCCUCAAAGAGAGGAUCAUCCAUCUCCUGGCGGUGAAGCCACAAAGAAGGUGUGACAUCAUCAACAGACUCAAAAAAGAGACGAAGAGAGGUGAGACCGCCAUGUCAAAGACCGAUUCCCUGCUACAAGAGGUGGGGUCUGUUUCCAUGGCAACACCUCCAUGUUUUUUGACGUGGAUGCUGUGUCGUCAUGGCAACACUGGAUGUAUUUCGUUUUCCUCGCAGGUGGCAGAUGUUCAGGGAGACAUGUAUCACUUGAAGCAGUCGCUUUUUUCUGAGUUAAGAGUAGAUGACUGGCCGUUCUACUCUGAUGCAGAGAGGCAGUUGGUCAAAAGGAGACAUGGCGGAGGAAGUGGAGGAGGAGGAGACAAUUUCAGUGAUUAUAUGAAACGUCCAUCAGCAGCAAGAGAUCCACCUCCAUCCAAGAGACAAAAGCUAUCCCACCCUCCCCCCUCCUCCACCCCUCACCCUCCACCCACAACUCACACCCCCUCCUCAAAGAAACCCUCGCCUCCCCCCUCGUCAAAAUCAUCCAGUGCCCCACGCCUCAAUAUGCCCCUCUUUGGAAUGGACACUUCUAAUUCAGCCAAUCCCUCGAGUAAUAUUGAAAUGCAGUCAUUCAGCAGCAGCGUACUUUCUUCCCACUCUCAUGCGUCCAAUCAGAAUCCGUCCGUGGCAAAACCGCAGACUCAGUAUCCCGGAUUAAUCUUCUCGAAUUUUGUUCGCAGCAGCAGCUCCUCCCUCCAUCAUCCAUCUCCCUCUCUUCCUCCAUCUUCCUCCCUCCCUCAUCCAUCUCCCUCUCUUCCUCCCUCUUCUUCUCUCCAUCAUCCUCCUCAUUCUGUAGCCCAGAGCAAUGUACCAGAUGUACACAGCUCUGCAAGGUCGUCGACUAAACAUGAGCACCAGCAUUCACAACCUGUGUCGACCGGACAAUCUGGUUUGUCAGCUGGUCAGACCAGUUUGGGUGGACCGCCGUCUACCGAUGGAGAAGUUGGCGUGGCAGGUCUGUUGCCCACGGCGACAGGAGGGGGAAGACUAUUCGGAGACCUAGUGCAGUCUGGUGGGACGGCAACAUCAACUGAAUCGACUACAGAGACUGCCGAGUCAGCAAAGAAGAAGAAAAAGAAGAAAAAUUCGCACAAGACCAAAGAUAAGGGAUCGUCUAAGGUAGUUGCUGAGGGGAAGGGGGGUUUGAUGAAGACGAGUGAGGGUGUGAGGGAGGGAAAGGGGAUGAGGGAGGAGGGGGGAGGGAAGGUGGAAGGUGAGGGAGAAGGCGUGGCAGUCAAGAAUGAGCUCAUGUUGGAGGAGAACGGAGCUUCGUCGACCACACCCAGCUCCAUGGACCUUGACCUACUAUUUCCCCCAAUUACCUCUGAUGCCACGAGGGCAGAGUACAAAAAGGUCUUCAACGAUGAGUACCAGGAAUAUCUCAACCUCAAAGGUCAAGUAGAGGUCGUUCGUAAGGAAGUGACAGCGCUUAGCGAUCAGAUGACAGCAGUCAAUAAGGGAACUGAAGAAGCAAGGAUAUUGAAGAGGAAGAUAAGGGAAAAGUACACGGAGUUGGAGCAGAACAAAACGUACCAGUCGCAGAAGAGAAGAUACCAAGAACUGCACACAAAACUCGGGCACAUAAAGAAACUGGUGGUGGCCUAUGAUCAGUCUCACUAGAGCCGCACAAUAAUGGUGAAAAUUGAGUCUCGUGAAAAUUUCAUCCGCAAAAAUGCUUUUUUGUUCACGCAUGCGCACAAUGUCGGGCGGGGGCAUGCAGUGCGCGCGCGCGUGCCAGGUUCGAUCGUCGAAGGAGGGAGGGUCAAAGAUGAGGAUUUCUGGGUUGAGUUUGUUGCUCCUGCUCUCCCUCGGUUUGGGUGCAGGCUCGAAAAAGAAGAGCGUACUCGACCUAUCUGAGCGGGACGUGCACAGAAUAUAUGAACAGUGGGAGGAGAAUGAUGAAGACUCGGAUGAGGAUGAUUACGAUGAUCUUGAUCCAAGAAAGCCACGGUCAGGUCCACCUAUAGACAUUGAGAAGCUGCAGUCUGGAGGCAAAAUAGACCCUCAACAGAUACUGGAGCAGUCCAAGAAGGGGAAACCCCUGAUGAUAUUCGUGGGGGUGAAGGACCCUCCCAACGAGCACUACACGGAGCAAGUGAGCCGACGAUGGACGCAGAGUCUCAUGAACGCCCACGUUCCAGUUGAGAGGUACGUCGUGGCCACUGAUAGAGUCCUCUUCAUGACACGAGACGGGAGCAAGGCCUGGAAGAUCAAAGACUACCUCGUAACUCUCGAGGAAUGCACAACAGUCAAUUUCGAACACCUCUCCUUCCCUUGUAAAGGAACAUCGGAAGGCAGCGAAGGAUACCAACAUCCAAAGCAAGAACUGUGAUUGGCUAAAAUGGGCUACAGUCAUUGUAUAACCAGGAGGAAUAGGAGUGAUUGUUUUUUCUGUUUUUUCAUUCCCUGAUCUGUAUUAUAAUGACCAUUUUGAAUCACUUCUUUUUUGAUAGCACAUUGUAAUUAUGAUGACAUAAUAAAUCAUGUGAUAAUGAAAUAAAAA